UGUCAACUUUGGUCGACGCGUUGUGAGCCAACUCGGUCGUCUUUCAUUCGUAACUUGAAUAUUUCGCUUCUUAUGCACACGUGAAUUUUUCGUUAGAAUAGGUUCUCUUUUGACAAACAAAGGACGUUCCUGACUUAAACAUGCCACCUUCUCCAAGUUCUACAUCUGUAGGAGCCGGAGGUCGCUCACCAAGCAAGGCAACUGCCGCCCCGCGUUCUACCAGUGGCGGCACGGUGCGACAGCGCAAAUCUACCACCACGACUACUGCAGCCCGGAAUCGUAGUACUGGCGCUGGUUCAGGGGGUAUGUGGCGCUUCUACACCGAUGACUCUCCUGGUGUUAAAGUUGGCCCAGUUCCAGUGUUAGUAAUGUCUCUGUUAUUUAUUGCAUCAGUGUUCAUGCUGCAUAUCUGGGGCAAAUAUACCAGAGCGUAAAUAACAAUUCAGUAAUAAUUAUUUUGUUACUUCUGACUGU
Molecule: messenger RNA, 474 nt
Organism: Hyposmocoma kahamanoa
Lineage: Eukaryota; Metazoa; Arthropoda; Insecta; Lepidoptera; Cosmopterigidae
Gene: Sec61beta
Product: protein transport protein Sec61 subunit beta
Exons: 3
Coding region: 141-434 (97 amino acids)
Biological process (GO): intracellular protein transport
Cellular component (GO): Sec61 translocon complex
Source: RefSeq, a predicted model, not a curated record